Rhagoletis zephyria (snowberry fruit fly) is the source of this 2083-nucleotide messenger RNA. The record is from RefSeq and is a predicted model, not a curated record. Lineage: Eukaryota; Metazoa; Arthropoda; Insecta; Diptera; Tephritidae.
AUGGAUCUUAGUUCCACCAACAACAGCUUCGACACUUCGAUGGACAACUCACACUACCAAAGUGCCUUCAGUACACCGGNUGCCUUCAGUACACCGGUGAAGGCAGCAGUCCAGUGUGGCCCUUUUUCGGGCGAAGAGAGUGAUGGUCAAGGUGACGGAUCCUCGUGCGCCUCGUCGCUCGCCUCAACCAGUCUUGACUUUAGCGUUCCAAAUGAUGAUCCCCAGCUUCUUGAUGACAAUGAUGAUGAUGAUCUUCAGCCGUUCUUCACCACAGCCAUUGAAGAAGGUGACAGCAUUCAGUCUUCGACCAGUUCACCAACACUAGUUGAGGAGCAGCCAAAUGAACCACCACAACAACCGCCACCACUUUUACCAUUUGCCAGCACCAAUCCAUUUGUCGAUCAUCUUUGUCCCCAAGUUUUAGCACCAGAAGAAGAAGAGAAUGAGGACAUCAGAAGUCUUUUGAGCAACCUCCGUUUACUGUCUUCUAAGCUGAUCGAAGUGGAGUCCGCCCAGAAGCAUCUCACCAGUCAAAUAAGCGGCCUUUGUCAGUCUGCCCAGCAGAUCAACCAAGAAUCAGCCCGCAUUCUUGAGAAAAUACUUUACAAAGAGAAAGUAUCAGCUGGUCAACAAAUUACAAAGGUGAAUGCUCAAACGCAAACCGAGUGUUUAGAUGCACAAAACCAAAACGAAUCACAAACAUCUGAUCCAGAUAUUUCAUCGUGCGUCUCAGCCAUGACAACACUGGUCGCAACAAACGCCUCGGGGCGCAAGUCCACGAAGGACCGAAAGAACACACACUCCUCAAAUAAGAACACCAAUGCCGCCGCCGUAGCAGCUGCUUCUGCCGCUGCCGCCGCCGCUGCGGCCAAUGCCUCUGCCACAGCGCCGAACUCGGCCAUCACAGCCGCCGCAAAUAACAGCUCAGCCGCCGCUGGAGCCGAGGAUGAUUUGCGUAAAUCGGAGAAAUUUCAGCCCACUGCGGAGCAGAUGCGCAUCGCCAGCCUCAUGAGUAGUGAUAAGAAGGACGCCGAAAAUGAUCUGAAGCCGAAGAUUGAGCAAAUCGUCGAGCUGACGGGCGCAAGUAGAGAGGACGCCGCCGUGGCGCUCUACGAUUGCGACAACGACAUGACCAAAGCCAUCGAGAUGAUACUGGAUGGAGACGCGCUGGACAGCGAGUGGCAGUCCACAGGACGGAAGAAGAAGACCAAAGCGCAGGCGCUAGCCGCUGCCAAAGUGGAGCUGGUGGCGUCGGAGGCGUUGAAGCACGCACUGGAAACCUCGCCAGNAAGGAGCGGCGGAGAACGAGGCGGCCGAGGCACGCGAACCUUUAUGAACCGCGGACUGAACAACAGCCAGGGCGGAGCUGGUGGCGUCGGAGGCGUUGAAGCACGCACUGGAAACCUCGCCAGUGGACCAGCAGGACCGAAUGACGGAGGUGCCGGCUUCCCCAACUCGAUUGAGACGUGGACGAACAGCAGUGUUCAGGAUCAGCAGGCGGUGGCGGGCGGCAAGCCCACCGACGACCAGAUGAACCAGAUUGGCAACUGGUCGGACAUUGUCGUCAAUGAGGACUGGAGUGAGGAGGACUGGACGGCACAGCCCAUGGAGACCAAGGUGUUCACGCCCAGCACAAAGACGAUUGCAGAGAAGGACGAGCCUGCGGCGCCGCUGAAUCACCACAACACCAGCGCCUCGCAGUUGUCUUUCAUUGCAAAGAGCAAUGCUGAGGAUAGCGGCAAUGCUACUGCUGCUUCUGUUCCUCAACAGCCACCAACGAUGAGCUCCGUUAUCUCCGCCAGUCUGAACAAGGCACGACAGACACAGCUGCAGCAGUCCGCCGGCCAGGCGCUCCUCCAGCAGAUUCAGCAGAAUCAGCCAUCUCAGCAACAGCAGCCGGCACAACAGGCACAGGUCCAGGCUCCAUCAUCGGUACAAAGUGCACCCCAGCAGCAACAGCGACAGCAGCUGUCCAAUUCCAAUCUCAACAAUCAUCAGCAGCAGCAAUCGCAACAGCAGCCGCCUCAGCAACAGCAACAGCCGACGUACCACCUAAGUCAGUACCAGAAGGACGCAACUGCAA